Punica granatum (pomegranate) is the source of this 4403-nucleotide messenger RNA. Lineage: Eukaryota; Viridiplantae; Streptophyta; Magnoliopsida; Myrtales; Lythraceae. The record is from RefSeq and is a predicted model, not a curated record.
UCCUUCCCUCUCUCUCUCUCUCUCUCUCUCUCUCUCUCUCUAAUUCAUCGUGUUUACGUUGCAGAGCUUCUCUCUCCCUCCUCUCCCCACUCUCUCUCUCUCUCUCUCUUUCUCUCUCAUUCGCUGUUCGGAGAAGAAGAGCUCUCGCACCCCACAGCUCUCUCCUCAGAUUCAUUCGAUCGGCAGGCACAUGACUCUGAUGACUCCUUCGCCGUUGGAUCAGGAGGACGACGAGAUGCUGGUCCCCCACAGCGAGUUCCCCGACGGCCCUCAGCCCAUGGAAGCUCAAGCAGAAACUGCAAAUACAGUGGAUACACAGGCAGCCGAUGAUCCUCCUUCUGGGAGGUUCACGUGGACAAUUGAAAACUUCUCAAGGCUUAAUACCAAGAAGCUUUACUCUGAUAUUUUCGUUGUUGGAGGAUAUAAAUGGCGGAUACUUAUUUUCCCGAAAGGGAACAAUGUGGAUCAUUUGUCUAUAUAUCUUGAUGUUGCGGACUCAGCAACACUUCCAUAUGGUUGGAGCAGAUAUGCUCACUUCAGCUUAGCUGUUAUAAAUCAGAUUCAUAACAAAUUUUCAGUUAGAAAAGAGACGCAGCACCAGUUCAAUGCACGGGAAAGUGAUUGGGGUUUCACUUCUUUUAUGGCUCUGGGUGAACUGUACAACCCAGGCAGAGGUUAUCUAGUGAAUGAUACGUGCAUUAUUGAAGCUGACGUUGCAGUCCGUAGGAUUGUUGAUUACUGGUCGCACGAUUCGAAGAAGGAGACUGGUUAUGUUGGUCUUAAAAAUCAAGGAGCAACUUGUUACAUGAAUUCCCUCCUUCAGACGCUGUAUCAUAUACCUUACUUCAGAAAAGCUGUGUAUCAUAUGCCAACAACUGAAAAUGAUAUGCCAUCUGGGAGCAUUCCUUUGGCUUUGCAGAGUCUAUUCUAUAAGCUCCAGUAUAGUGAAACUAGUGUGGCAACAAAGGAAUUGACAAAGUCCUUUGGAUGGGACACUUAUGACUCAUUCAUGCAGCAUGAUGUACAGGAGCUUAAUAGGGUUCUUUCUGAAAAGCUUGAAGAUAAGAUGAAGGGGACAGUUGUGGAGGGUACUAUACAACAGCUGUUUGAAGGGCAUCACAUGAACUACAUUGAGUGCAUCAACGUGGAUUACAAAUCAACCAGAAAGGAGUCAUUUUAUGAUCUCCAGCUUGACGUGAAGGGCUGUCGAGAUGUAUAUGCAUCUUUCGACAAAUAUGUAGAAGUGGAACGGCUUGAAGGUGAUAAUAAGUAUCAUGCUGAACAGCAUGGCUUACAGGAUGCUAAGAAGGGUGUCCUGUUCAUCGAUUUUCCACCUGUACUUCAGCUUCAGCUGAAAAGGUUUGAGUAUGAUUUUAUGCGGGACACAAUGGUUAAGAUAAACGAUCGCUAUGAAUUCCCUUUACAACUUGAUCUAGACAGAGAGAAUGGCAAGUACCUGUCACCCGAGGCAGAUCGCAGUGUUCGCAACCUUUACACACUUCAUAGUGUUUUGGUUCACAGUGGAGGCGUGCAUGGAGGACACUAUUAUGCUUACAUUAGGCCGACUCUCUCUGAUCAGUGGUUCAAGUUCGACGAUGAGAGGGUGACAAAGGAAGAUGUGAAGAGGGCUUUGGAGGAGCAGUACGGUGGGGAAGAAGAGUUGCCACAGACAAAUCCGGGUUUCAACAAUUCUCCAUUUAAAUUCACAAAAUAUUCGAAUGCAUAUAUGCUAGUGUAUAUACGAGAAAGCGACAAGGAUAAAAUAAUCUGCAAUGUGGACGAGAAGGACAUAGCUGAGCACCUAAGGAUACGGUUGAAAAAAGAACAAGAAGAAAAGGAGAAAAAGAGAAAGGAAAAGGCUGAAGCACACCUGUAUACGAUCAUUAAGGUUGCAUGUAAUGAGGACCUAGUUGAACAGAUUGGCAAAGAAAUAUAUUUUGAUCUGGUGGAUCAUGACAAAGUUCGCAGUUUUCGGGUUCAAAGGCAGAUGGCAUUUAACCAGUUCAAGGAAGAGGUGACUAAAGAAUUUGGAAUACCAGUUCAAUUUCAGCGAUUCUGGCUUUGGGCAAAGCGCCAAAAUCAUACCUACCGUCCAAAUCGACCUUUGACUCCCCAGGAAGAAGCACAGUGUGUUGGACAGUUGAGAGAAGUGUCAAAUAAGGCGAACAAUGCUGAACUGAAGUUGUUUUUGGAAGUAGAACUCGGAUUGGAUAUGCGACCUUUACCACCUCCAGAGAAGACCAAAGAAGAUAUUCUUCUUUUCUUCAAGCUUUAUGAUCCUGCGAAAGAAGAACUCCGGUAUGUUGGGAGGCUUUUCAUAAAGAUAAAUAGUAAACCAGGGGAGAUACUGGCUACGUUAAAUGAGAUGGCUGGCUUUGCCCCUGAUGAAGAGAUUGAUCUUUAUGAGGUCAGUUAUCCUUGUCUGCUGGAUACACUGUUUAAACUACCAUUCCUUUUGCUCCCUCAUUCUUUGUGCCCCCAUACCCCCACCAACCCCCUCGUUGCUCCUUCGCUUUAUGGCAUUUGGUAUUUGCGACGGUCAUUAGUAACAAGCUCUGCUGUGCAGGAGAUCAAGUUUGAGCCUAAUGUUAUGUGCGAACCAGUUGAUAAGAGGAUGACAUUUCGGGGUAGUCAGCUAGAAGAUGGGGACAUCAUAUGCUUUCAGAAGACUGUUCGAGCUGGUGAACAGUAUCGUUAUCCUGAAGUCCCGAUGUACAUGGAGUAUGUGCACAAUCGACAGGUUGUCCGGUUUCGAUCACUGGAGAAGCCCAAAGACGAUGAAUUCUCGCUUGAGCUGUCAAAGACUCAUAACUAUGAUGAUGUUGUGGAGAGAGUGGCUGCCCAUCUGGGCCUAGACGAUCCUUCAAAGAUACGGCUAACACCGCACAACUGUUACUCCCAGCAACCUAAACCUCAACCAAUUAAGUACCGUGGAGUGGAACGUUUAGCUGACAUGCUCGUCCACUAUAAUCAGACUUCGGAUAUUCUGUAUUAUGAGGUGUUAGACAUCCCUCUUCCGGAACUUCAGGGUUUGAAAACUCUGAAAGUUGCUUUCCAUCAUGCGACCAAGGAUGAAGUGGUUAUUCAUACCAUAAGAUUGCCAAAGUACAGCACAGUAGGAGAUGUGAUUAAUGAUCUUAAGUCAAAGGUUGAGUUGUCUCAUCCAAAUGCCGAACUGAGGUUACUGGAAGUUUUCUAUCACAAAAUUUACAAGAUUUUCCCACUAAAUGAGAAGAUAGAGAACAUUAAUGAUCAGUACUGGACGUUGCGAGCAGAGGAGAUCCCAGAAGAGGAGAAAAAUCUUGGCCCUCAUGAUCGUUUAAUCCACGUAUAUCAUUUCAUGAAGGAUCCUGCUCAGAACCAGGUUCAGAAUUUUGGAGAACCAUUUUUCCUGGUAAUCCAUGAAGGCGAGACCUUAGCUGAAAUUAAAGUUCGCAUACAGAAAAAGCUGCAGGUUCCUGAUGAAGAGUUUGCAAAGUGGAAGUUUGCAUUCUUGUCAAUGGGCCGCCCUGACUAUCUUGAAGAUAACGAGAUUUUGUCUGCUCGUUUUCAGAGGAGAGAUGUGUAUGGGGCUUGGGAGCAGUAUCUGGGACUGGAGCACGCGGACAAUGCUCCUAAAAGAUCUUACGCUGUCAAUCAGAACCGCCACACAUUCGAGAAGCCAGUGAGAAUCUACAAUUAGGUGCAGUCACAUUUCUUUGGCCCAAAUCCGAUAGAUACCGUUAGCAAAGAAGCAGCUGUGGAACUUGGAAAAGGUGAAAAGCUCGCCCUCCCUAUUCAUCAAGAGCUUUAGAAAGUGUUGUGAGAUGUUCGAGUAGAAUUGCUUCGGUGGCCGGACGAUUAGUUAAGGUUUCUCUACUCUGCGAAUUCUGUUAUCUCAGAACCCGAAGUUGUCUCUCGCCUCAACCCUCAGGGGGCACCCGAUCUUUGAGGCGAAGUUGGUGGGAGUCUGUCAUGUUGUGGCCUAUAGUUGUAAUUUGCCAGAGAGGAAAAGAUACAAAUUUUGGGGUGGGUGAUGUAUAGGGAGUAUAGUUUGCGUCUUUCUCAUUUGUUUUCUUUCUCUUCCUUUUCCCUCUCUUCUCUGAUUCUUUAUAUGUGUAUUAGGAAAAAUUGAGGGGGACUCUUCUUUUUUUUUUUCCUUCCUUUUUUGCCCCUUAUAGAAUGCUGCUCCUCUUAAGAGUAUUUGCUGGUCCGUGCCCUGAGGCCAAGUCCGAGAUCCAGAGGGCUUGACAUCCUCUGCAGCUAGCUGUCUGUUGGGGGGUUUUGCUCGCUUCCCUGCCCCUCGUUAAAUAAGUAUUUCGCGGUUCCUGGAUCUGUCAAUUCUCGAACAGUGCUUGUUGUAAUAGUUGAUUUUGCGACACGAUUGUUAAUUUGAUCAUCCCUUGGCUCAGUUUUUCGUUUUU